AUGUGCAUCAGCCCGAGCGAGAGACACCAGAUAAAGACGUGCAGAUCCGCGCUCGCUGACAGUUUGUUCAUUUGUGCAUAUGAUAGCGUCGUAGCCAGAGGCGCUAAAGCGGUCGGGGUCUCGCAGAUGCGCAUCACGCGUCCCCGGCUGCUGUCCCGUCUCUUGGGGUCAGCGUAUGUGCCUAGAGCGGAUGUCUUCUCCCUCGCUACUGUCGGCCCCUGGGAGCGGGCCCUGGAAUCGAGCCGGAGCGGCGUAUUUGUGGUGCGAACGACGCCGCGCCUCAUCCUGACGGGAGCUUGUAACCGCGCUCAUCAGGCUGGAUUUUACGAGACCAUAACCUUUAAAUUCAGUCAAAUCCCUCACCCCUGUCUGAAGCCUUUGAUCUCGCUGGAGCUGGAUGGAGAAAUUGUGUACGAUAAAGAAACUGACAUGUAG
Messenger RNA from Knipowitschia caucasica, 435 nucleotides. NCBI's taxonomy places the organism in Eukaryota, Metazoa, Chordata, Actinopteri, Gobiiformes, Gobiidae. The record is from the annotation of a GenBank genome assembly.